Molecule: messenger RNA, 1178 nt
Organism: Prosopis cineraria
Lineage: Eukaryota; Viridiplantae; Streptophyta; Magnoliopsida; Fabales; Fabaceae
Product: protein RESISTANCE TO PHYTOPHTHORA 1, chloroplastic
Exons: 4
Coding region: 136-846 (236 amino acids)
Biological process (GO): defense response
Cellular component (GO): chloroplast
Source: RefSeq, a predicted model, not a curated record
GGACUGCACUGGCAAAACUUCGUGGCUGCUCGUCCACCACCUGAUCAGUUCUCUGCCACGCAGUUCUUAUCCCUGUCAAGUCUUGGCAUUCCAGUUUCCGCAGGAAAGCUGAAGGCAUAAGGGAUUUCGGACAAGAUGAGCAUGUUAAUCUCCACGCCUCCUGGCAACUGUCAUCCUUCGGGGCUCCACUUCGCUUCUCCGGUUCCUUCGAACAUAAAGUUGCCAGGGUUCCAUUCCAUCUCUUCAUUCGAUAGAACCAACUUAUCCUACUCUCUAGUUCGCAACAAGGUAUCUAUAUGUGCCACUACCGACGAAACAAACACACAAGCAGCUGGUGAGCAACUCUCGGAGGAGCUAAAAGCGGAAUCCAUCGAGAAAAGCACGGUCUCCAGUCGACCCACCUCUUCUGCUUCAAUCGACAAGGAUAUUAAAAAGGUUGUUCAAAAGACUGCCUCAACUUUCGCGCCAAGGGCUUCAAUGGCCUCAAAGAAUCCCGCCGUCCCUGGAACUGCCUUGUAUACUGUUUUUGGGGUUCAAGGGUAUGCCUCAAUGUUGUUAGGUGGAGUUUUGUCUUUUAACCUCUUAUUCCCAUCAAAUGAACCAGACAUUUGGAGGUUAAUGGGAAUGUGGUCCAUUUGGAUGUUUACAAUUCCUUCACUAAGAGCUCGAGACUGUUCAAAAAAUGAGAAAGAAGCGCUGAACUAUCUGUUUCUUCUCAUCCCAUUGCUCAAUGUUGUAAUCCCAUUCUUUUGGAAGUCUUUUCCUGUUGUCUGGACUGCAGACACGAUAGCUUUCUUUGGAAUGUAUGCAUGGAAGUUUGGAUGGCUGCAGAGAACGACGGACUAGGGAAAUCAAUGUGGUGGCAACCCACCAUUUAUAUUUCAGAUAUUUUGUGCGGCAACUUUGUCAUGGAUCCCAUGUGCAUACUGCAAACAGUGAUGAUAAUGUCGCAGCAGUCUGCAUCUCUAGGAAUGCAAGAUACCAUAAACUGAUCCCUAGCUUAUUAUCAAUUGACAGGAUGAUAAUAUAGGUUGAUUUUGAAAUUUUACGGCUCGUUAUUGCAGGAUCUUGUCCCCCUUCCUUUUUUCUCUCAGUCUAUUUGGACGGUGAUGAAAUGGCAAAUUGUAGAAAAAUGAAUUCAUCAAAUACAAGAAGGAAAAAAAAAGAGAGUUCAUUUA